CAUUCGUGCGUCGCACGCGUCCUUUCUGUUAACCGACGCCCAGUUCUCGCGUAUUUAUAACUGAAAAUAAAUAAAUAAUAAUUCCAAUUGUGAACCGAACACCCCAGUGAUGCUUAUCAAAACGUUUUAAUCCAUCUUAACGGAAAAAUAUCAGUGAAAGGUGCAUUCAGGGAAAAUGUCUGAACGCUUCAAAGUGACCAAACAUGAUGAGCCUUCGGGAAAGAACUAUAAAAACUAUGGUGCUACAUCAGCCGAGAGUGACAUGGAGCUGAAGGGAAAACUGCUUCCCGAGUCAGGAGAUACCGAUGACCUGGCAAAAGAUAAAGAUAAAUGUUGCGACACGAAUCUGUACCUUUACCAUGAUGAAAUCGAGGACAGACCACGCGCAGCUACCUUUCUCAGUUCUCUGGCGGACUACUCCAACACAAUACCCACGGCUUCCGCAGCUGAUCCCGAUGCACCAAAACCAGCUCCCCCAGCGCGGAUGGGCACUCUCAUCGGUGUCUACCUACCUUGUAUUCAGAAUAUCUUCGGUGUUAUCCUAUUUAUCCGUCUUACCUGGGUUGUUGGCACAGCAGGGGCUAUUCAAGGCUUCCUAAUUGUUCUCAUUUGCUGCUGCACGACUAUGUUAACGGCUAUAUCGAUGUCUGCAAUCGCAACGAACGGUGUUGUACCAGCGGGUGGUUCCUACUUUAUGAUUGGACGAUCUUUGGGCCCGGAAUGUGGAGGUGCAGUCGGCAUGCUGUUCUAUACUGGGACAACACUUGCUGCAGCCAUGUAUAUCGUUGGUGCUGUUGAAAUUGUAUUGACAUACAUGGCACCGUGGAUGUCAAUAUUUGGAGAUUUUACUAAAGACCCUGAUGCAAUGUAUAAUAACUUUCGAGUGUAUGGAACUGGACUACUUUUGAUUAUGGGAAUGGUUGUCUUUGUGGGAGUAAAGUUUGUGAAUAAAUUUGCUACAAUCGCCCUCGCUUGCGUAAUCCUGUCAAUAUCAGCCGUUUACGCCGGAAUUUUUGUUAACUUUAACGGGAACGACAAGCUGCAAAUGUGCGUACUAGGUAAACGAUUAUUAAAGGACAUUCAUAUCAACAACUGUACUAAAAGUCUUGGCGGUGAAUUAGAGCAAAUAUUCUGUCCUAAUAAUACUUGCGAUCCUUACUACCAAACCCAUGAAGUCAGUAUUGUUCAAGGCAUUAAGGGUCUGGCAAGCGGAGUCUUUUUCGAUAAUUUAUAUGAUUCGUUUCUCACACUUGGACAAUACAUAGCUUAUGGAAAAGAGCCCGAUGACAUUGAACAAAUGGAACGUCCAACAUUUAAUCAAAUAUUCGCAGAUCUUUCGACUACUUUUCCCAUUCUAAUCGGAAUAUUCUUUCCUUCUGUCACUGGAAUAAUGGCUGGUUCAAAUCGUUCUGGAGAUUUAGCAGAUGCUCAAAAAAGUAUACCAAUAGGAACAAUAUGCGCUAUUUUGACAACAUCAGUGGUAUAUUUAUCGUCCGUCUUGUUAUUUGCUGGAACCGUGGACAAUUUAUUACUUCGUGACAAAUUUGGCCAGUCCAUUGGUGGUAAACUGGUAGUAGCUAACAUGGCCUGGCCCAAUCAGUGGGUGAUACUAAUUGGAUCCUUCCUCUCAACGCUUGGAGCUGGUCUACAAUCUCUCACUGGAGCUCCCCGGUUACUCCAAGCCAUUGCCAAAGAUGAAAUUAUACCAUUCCUUGCACCUUUUGCUGUAUCAUCGAGUCGAGGCGAACCAACACGAGCUCUUCUUCUAACGAUGGUUAUAUGUCAAUGUGGUAUACUGCUUGGAAACGUUGAUAUUUUGGCUCCUUUAUUAUCUAUGUUUUUCUUGAUGUGCUACGGAUUCGUAAACCUAGCAUGUGCUCUCCAGACAUUACUAAAAACUCCAAACUGGCGACCCAGAUUCAAAUACUAUCAUUGGUCACUAUCAAUUGCUGGUUUGAUUUUAUGCAUUUCAAUUAUGUUUAUGACUUCAUGGUUUUACGCACUCAUUGCUAUGGGAUUAGCGGGAGUAGUAUACAAAUAUAUUGAAUAUCGAGGUGCUGAGAAAGAAUGGGGCGAUGGUCUUCGGGGAUUAGCGCUAUCUGCUGCUCGAUAUUCUUUACUUCGUCUUGAGGAAGGGCCUCCACACACCAAAAAUUGGCGUCCACAAGUACUAGUUCUUGCUAAACUGAAUGAGGAUCUUAACCCAAAAUACCGAAAGAUGCUUGCAUUUGCGAGUCAAUUAAAAGCUGGCAAAGGUUUAGCGGUAUGCGUAUCGGUCCUUGGUGGUGACUUCACCCGACGAGCUGGAGAGGCUUCGACAGCUAAGCAGAAUCUGCGUAAAUGCAUGGAAGAAGAGAAAGUUAAAGGGUUCACCGAUGUGCUCGUAGCUAAUAGCAUUGCUGACGGACUAAGUCAUUUCGUCCAAACUACUGGUUUAGGAGGCUUGAAGCCCAAUACAGUAAUUGUUGGUUGGCCGUACGGCUGGCGACAGUCUGAAGAUGAUCGCACUUGGCAUGUCUUCCUGCACACUGUCCGAGCUGUCACAGCUGCAAGAAUGGCCAUGCUUGUACCUAAAGGCAUCAACUUCUUUCCUGAUUCAACUGAAAAGAUAUCUGGUAACAUCGAUAUCUGGUGGAUAGUUCACGACGGCGGCAUGUUGAUGUUAUUGCCUUUCUUACUCAAACAACACCGUACGUGGAAAAACUGUAAAAUGCGUAUUUUCACUGUAGCGCAAAUGGAGGAUAACUCGAUUCAAAUGAAAAAAGACCUUAAAAUGUUCCUGUAUCAACUAAGAUUAGAAGCAGAAGUCGAAGUUGUAGAAAUGACCGACAGCGACAUUUCCGCAUACACAUACGAACGCACUUUAAUGAUGGAACAACGAAACCAGAUGCUGCGCGAACUAAGACUAAACAAGAAGGAGACUAUGGGAAUGAUGCAAAAUUUGGUGGACUAUCGUGACCAAACCGCUGAGGAAAAGUUACCUCUGGUGCAAGCCAUAGUUGACCAUCACCACGCUGAUAUUAAGACAGCAAGCAAAGUACGAUUUGCAGAUCCAGGCAGCGAACCGAAUCUAAACGAUGCACCAUCCCCUCCUUUAGCUGACAGUGACGAAAAGGAACACGAUGACAAGGAUGACUUUCGAAGUAGUUUGUUGCACAUAAUUGAUUCAAUGUGGGACUCGUCUGCUGAAAACUCACAGUGUGAGGGAGCUCCUUCGCCACCUCCGGACGCUGAAAAGAAAGAUGGCAACGCUAAUGGUGACGCACUCAACUCUAAACCUAAUUUGACAAGUAUUACACCUGAUGAGGGUACAGUUCGACGCAUGCACACAGCGGUAAAAUUAAACGAAGUUAUCGUGUCUCGAUCCCAUGACGCACAAUUAGUCAUACUUAACCUGCCUGGUCCUCCUCGUGACACCAAACUUGAAAGGGAAUCAAACUAUAUGGAGUUCCUAGAGGUGUUAACUGAGGGAUUAGAAAAGGUUUUAAUGGUACGUGGCGGGGGUCGGGAGGUGAUCACCAUUUACUCGUGAAUAUGUUGCCUUCUAAUCUGUAUUUCGAAAAGGCAAUAUCCCAUUUCGUGCAUUUUUAGAUACUUCACGAAAUGACUUCAAAAUAACGUAUUAUAUUCCUUAAUGAUUAAAUUAUUUAACUUUAAAAAAUAAUGUAAAGUCAGCAUUUUGCAGAAUUUACUUGAUACUGAUUUCAUUUAAAAUAUACCGCAAUUGAACGUGUAAGUUUUGUUAGAUGGAUUUGUUAUGAAGUCUUAGUGUUGUGUAUUUUCUGUCUGUGUAGGAAAUUUAAGUAAAUUGAAUUACUUAUUGUAACAAGGAGCCUUACUUAGAUCUAGUUAUAAGUUGGUUUUGUUAUAGUCUAGCGAGUAGCGAUACAUUUGUUACAGAUAUGCCAUAUCGUUUUUAAUUUUACGAUUGUUAUACUAUCCUUCCUUUAUUUUUUCUAUCGAUUUUAAGAAUAGCUAUUUUAUAGAUUUAGAAUUUACAAUCUUAUGAAUUCUGUAUUUAAUGUAAAUACUAAUUCUGUUCUUAAGACGUCUGCUCAACUUUAAAAUAAUAUUUGGACUGAGAAUAACAUUUAUUUAUCCAAUGAAACAUGAAAAGGAUUGGACUACUCAAUCUAGUCAUUUUAAGGCUGGUUCCAAUAUUCACGAACUAGGUACAUUAAUAAGAAAGUAACAUAUAAUAUUUUGGAACAGAUAAAUUAACUGGCAAAAAUAUUCUUCAACGGCCAAAGUGACUCCUUAAAUGAUAAUACAUUUUUAUUGUUAAUUAAAUCUUAGCCAAAAAUGUUAGCCUACAAAGGGCUAUCUUUGCUUAUUAGAACUAUCUGACAUCCGUACACUACUGUAUGUAUUACGACUAUGAAAUAAAGCAAAUAAAAUAGUACUACGUUUUACGUACGAAAAGUUACAUACAUGUUUUAAUGUUAUUGGCAGAUAGAUUCAUAAUGAAUUAGAAAAUUAUUAUAUGCAAAGUUUUACUUGAAAAUUUACGCAGGUCUCUUUAUCUUUAGAUGACAACACGUAACUUUAGUGUUUAACUCAUAAACUUUUUGCGCACAUUCGCGUAGUUAGAAGAUUUCUUACUGUGAUCGUUUAUAUACCGUUUUGUCAUUUUGUAAGAUUAAUUCAUUGUGGCAGAAUAUCUUCUAGUUUUAAGCAGAAAUAGAAUAGCCUAAGAUAACUGGAUUAUCUAAUAAUCUUAAUUGUAUUUGUCUAUAGGUUAUCUAUUAGUAAAAGUACCUAAACUAUACCUAAAAAUAAGAUUGUUAAACUCUACCUUCAGAGAUAUCAAUAACAUUCCAAAACUUUUCUAAGUAUAUUUGAGGUAACUUUAAAGAUGAAGACCUUGUACAAACAUUUAUUGCUUCAAAGAUAAGCAUAAUUACUCUUCAUAAGAAACUAGUAUUCUGUAUUCUGAGGUGUGUUGCUCAGAAUCUUUUAAGUCAUAAUGGCAAACAACUGCCAGUAGCAUCGCAGUUAACUUACCAAUAAGAAAGAGUUGGAUUAAAUUAAAAAACGUCAAUUUAUUUACUUAGUUUAAAUCAUUCUUAUAUGCAAAGAGCGUUAGAUGACUGCCAAACUAAGUAUUGAUGUUGUAAAAAAAAUAGAAAAUAAGAUGAUAAUUUUAAGUAAUAUUGGUUGACAUUUGAAGAUUCUAGUUGAUUAGAUUCAAGCGAAUAUUAGAUAUGUAAGGCAUCAGCAUGAUAUCACUUUUUGUAGAAAUCAUACUCAUAGAAUGGUAAUAAGGUAAAUAGUAAUAUUUCUAUCUUUAUUAGUGUUCUUGUAGAGAUCACAAAUCAAACAUCUUCAGGACGAGUUAUAUUACGUAUUCGAUCUACUUACUUUGCCUUGUUUGCGUGAAUUCAUCAUGAUUCUAUUUGUCUAACUAUUUUUUCCAGCUGGUAAAUUAUAUGGAUGAUAAUUUAUCGUUAUAUACACAAAAAUUUGUACGUAUAACUUAAAGAUGUGACAUUAUUUUCUAAUCUACUUGGCAUACCUAUGUUAUAUUCUUCAAUAUUCACAAAGUCUACGAAGCGGCUUUAGCCUUUAUGAUGCAUUUUGCCUUUAGAUAAUUAUUAAAGAAAACAUAAUAAUAUAAUUAUUAAAAAAUUCAAAUAUUAAAAAAUAUCUUAAUCAAGUUAAGUACCUAAAGUAGGUGAAUGCUAUUCUAUUUAAUUCCUAAAACAAAUAACUAUUUUACUUCGAGUAAAAUAAAUUAUCACUAAGUGAUUUUUACCGUAAAUAAUUUUAUGAAAAUGUGGUAAAUUGACAAAAGUAUAACAUACAAUAGUUUAUUUUAAACUAAAGAGCUUAUAAAUGAAAUUUUCCUAAUUACUACUUCCUUCAAACUUUUAUCACGCAAAGCAAAUUAAUAAAUAGAGAUAUUUGUGAAGGAAUUAUCAUAAAAUUUAUUGUUUAGGUAAGCAAGAGAAAUAUAACACGUUAACCCAUAAAUGAGAUUACGCUUACGCUUCAAAUGUUGAUUAUUGCUGCAUAAUUCAACAUUUAUUUCGUAUUGAUUUUUACGACCAUCAUAAUAAUAUGAUAACCAACAACGCAAUCUGCUGUUAAUUUGAAGUUCGCUUUAAUGCAUCGAUUAAUGUUUAAGUGUGACAAAUGUGAAAGUUACUUUGCCUUCAAAUCACUUCUAUGCUUAUAGGUACCUGACAUACCGUAGAAAAUAUAAAUAUUGUGUAGAAAUUAGCACAAUGUGGUAAUUUAAUGGUAUUUAAAAAAAAUACUUUCUAUUGAGUUCUGUCCAACAUUACUUUCUUAACAAUACGUAUGUUUUAAUACUAAAGACGUCACGGUUACAGGAUCUGAAUUAUUAAAAGCACAAUGCUAUCACAAUCAGUUUUCAGUGCUAUUAGUAUCAUGAAAUGAAAGUAAGGUGUUUCUUAAAGAAAUUCAUAAUUUAGACGUGUUUAAGUAGGUAAUAGUAACGAAGUCAUCUGUUUAUUGUACCUAUUCUGUAAAAUGUAUUGUUAAAAAGAAAGCCCUAAUUAGAUUGAAUUGAGCCGACUAAAUCAAAGAUCGAUCAAGCUAGUGCCGCUGUGAUACAACAUAUGGCUAUAAAAAUACAAUUCAUACUUUAUGUUAUUUCUGUUUUCACUUUCAACAAUAACUAAUUAAAAUUGCAAUUGCUGUACCUACUUGUAUUGGAAACGUAAAACAUUCUUACUUAUAGUUUUCGUUCAUGGCCCUUAAGCAAAGUCUCUUUACGCAAUCUUGAUUAGAAAUACUUCCCCUUACCAAAACAACUGAUUUGAUAAACGUAUAUAAAGACGGCCGUGCCUAUUCAAAGAUGUUGGGUCACCGAUCCGAUGUUCUGAAAAAUAACCCUAAAUAUAUAAUAUUGUUAUUUGUAGUUUGAACAUUCGUAUUUUAAAUUAUGCCAUAUUUUGACACUGCGUUAUUUUUAUUUUAUAUAGAUUUUGUUAUUAUACAAUAUUUUAAACUAUUAAGAAAAUUAAUAAUUAUUGUCUAAAGUGUGAAAAUCUAUUUCCACUGAAUAAGCUAAGAAAUUAUUAAAAAUACCUUUUCAAAUAAUAACUCUAGAUAAUUAGAUUGAUUCAGUGAUUACAUUCUAAAAUAAGGAAAUGUUAUAAAUAUAAUAAAGUAAU
Messenger RNA from Pieris brassicae (large cabbage white), 7142 nucleotides. It is a transcript of the gene kcc, whose product is annotated as solute carrier family 12 member 4. NCBI's taxonomy places the organism in Eukaryota, Metazoa, Arthropoda, Insecta, Lepidoptera, Pieridae. The record is from RefSeq and is a predicted model, not a curated record. Gene Ontology annotation, cellular component: membrane. The transcript has 22 exons. Bases 176 to 3532 code for a protein of 1118 amino acids. Gene Ontology annotation, biological process: chloride transmembrane transport; chloride ion homeostasis; cell volume homeostasis. Gene Ontology annotation, molecular function: potassium:chloride symporter activity.